GUUUCCGUCCAACGUUCAGCGGAGCUAGAAUCGCGGACUGCCUCGCAGCGUUUCGUAAAUCUUCGGGUAGCUGGAGGUUUUAAGGAAAACAAACCGUUUUUGACGAACAUAUCAAGGAAACCGUUCUGAAACAUCGGUUGUUGACAGCGACGCAGUUUAUGCAGUAGAGUAUUUUGUGCAUUCAGCGCAUCUGUUGGGAUCUUCAAAGGUUUUUAUUUCGAAUUGGUCCGUUGAGGAUUAAACGUUGCGCGCUGUGUCGGAUGCUUCCGGACGGCCUGGGAUGGGAAAGUCGAACUAAAAUUAAAGAGUGAACUUGCAAUUAAAGAUCUGUCCUCAGCCUUUUGGAUUUAAACCUGUCCACAGUGCAGACAAACAUGGAAUCGACGGUUGAUGACGACGCGAUGGAAGCGUGAAUGAGGGUUAGCGUGGCGAAAACUGAAUGAUGCCCAAGGCUGGGGACUGUAAAACACCCCAGCUGGAGGACUUCUCACUCAACCCUGACAUGCUAGAAAAGCAGACUGGGAAGAAGGACAAAGAUAAAGUCUCCUCAAACAAGACGCUUAAAUUGGAGCGAAGUGAUGGAGGUAGAGAGAUGAAAGAGAAGGCUCCAAAGAGAAAGCUGUCCUUUACUGUUGGAACCAAUGGAGAGAGAGAUUCUGACUCAGAAAAGCAAGGUCCAGAACGGAAACGGAUCAGGAAGGAGCCUGCCAGCAGCAAGAAAUCAGGCCUGCUCUUUGGAAUGGGCAUGCAAGGGCUUCGUGCUGGGUGCCCACUCUCAGAGCGCCAGCAGGUGGCUCUUCUUAUGCAGAUGACAGCCGAGGAAUCGGUGAACAGUCCAGACACCACACCAAAGCACCAGUCACAGUCAAGUCUUGGUCAGAAGGGAACACCAAACUCUGCCUCAAAAACCAAAGAUAAAGUGAACAAGCGCAAUGAGAGGGGGGAGACUCGGCUGCACCUGGCCGCAAUCCGGGGGGAGGCCUGGCGCGUUAAAGAGCUGAUCAGCGAGGGUGCCGAUGUGAACCUUAAAGACUUUGCAGGGUGGACUGCAUUACAUGAAGCAUGUACCAGGGGUUUCUAUGAUGUGGCCAAGCAGCUGCUGGCAGCCGGAGCAGAGGUCAACACAAAGGGUCUGGACGACGAUACCCCUCUGCAUGACGCAUCCAACAAUGGGCACUUCAAGGUGGUAAAGUUGCUAUUGCGAUAUGGAGGGGAUCCUCGCCAAAUGAACCGGCGGGGUGAAACACCAUUGAAAGUAGCCAACUCACCAUCUAUGCUGAAUCUUCUACUUGGAAAAAGUGCUUAUACUUCAAGCGAGGAAAGUUCUUCAGAUUCCUCAGAAGAGGAAGAUGCUCCAUCUUUUGCUCCAUCCAGCUCCAUUGAUGGCAAUAACACAGAUUCAGAGUUUGAGAAAGGCCUGAAAUUGAAAGGGAAAUAUUUUGAGCCACAAAAAUCAACAGCCAUGGCUAUCAAGGAUGAGUAUGAGUUUGAUGAGGAUGAUGAAGAAGAACGGGUUCCUCCUGUCGAUGACAAGCACUUACUCAAGAAAGAAUUCCGCAAAGAUUCCAUAAGCAAAGGCAGCAGCUUCAUUUCAAUUCCUAAAAUGGAAGUUAAAACCUAUUCCAAAAGCACUUCUCUGACACCAAAGAAGACAGCAAGACGAAACCAGUCAGAUACAAACAGCUCAGACGAAGAUGACCAAACCAUGUGCUUCUCCCAAACACCAUCAGUGCGGCAAAUAGUCCCAGCAAAUAACAUCAAAAACCGGGAGUCUGAUACUUUGGCCUCCAAGCAACAGAAAGAAAAGAAUAAGGUAAAAAAGAAGAGGAAGAAGGAUUCAAAAAGUAACACUAAAGAAGUCCGGUUUGGCAAGAUGAGUGAUAAGUUCUGCACAUCUGAAUCAGAUAGCGGAGACUUGGAAAGUGAGGAUGAUAAGGGCUCUGUACCGAGUUCUGUACCGAAUUGUACAAAGGACUCUUCUGCUAUGUGCCUGAAAGAAUCAUCUCUUUUGAAUUCCCUUUCUGCCACCUCUUCAUCUUCUCAUGGGAGCAUGAGCUCUCAAAAGUUGACUCAGUCAUUUGUGGAACAGCAUCCAAAACAGUGGAGAACAGAGGAAUGGAAAAGCAUAUCCUCAUCUGCUUGGUCUGAUGACAGCUCAUUCUCAGAAUCCCUCCAGACCAGACUUUCCAGUGAAUCUGAUUAUUCAUCAGCAGAUUCAAGUCUAGAGUCUACCAAACAGGUAAAAAAGAAGAUGCAUGAGACACGGAAGAAGAAUAAUGUGCACUAUAACACUUUGGAAAAGAAGGCCUCCUUAGACUUUCAAAAGAACUUGGAUGGAACUGUGUCCAAGACAGACAAAGAGGGUAAAGUGUUAAAAAAGCACAAAGUAAAACAUAAGCACAAAAAUAAAGGGAAGGAAAGGGCUCCAAGCUUGGUCCUUAACCAAGAUAUGAAUGAAAAAUUUGUGAAGAGUUUUUCUUUUGACUUCGAUGACUCACGACAAAAGUCACUUACUAUGGAAACAGAGACAUCCAUAGAGAACAAAGUCAAGCUUACCAAGCACACCAAAGACCAUUUUAAAAAGGAAGACAGAUAUUACAAAAGCAAGUCUGAGGACAAGGAUUGGACUCGUGCAGAAGAAGCAGGCAGGCCAGUAAGAGAGGAGAAGUCCAAAAAGAAGGAUUCCACUAAAGAGAAGUCGAGUAAAGAGGAUAAAGAUAAAACAUUCAAGUCUGAUAAGGAUAGGAGUGUCAAGGACAAGUCCAAAGACGAGAAGCAGAAACCCCACAAAGAUGAGAAAAAGAAAAGGCUAAAGUCAUCAAAAUCAGAUAAAAAGAAUGAAAAAGAGGGAAAAUUUGUUAGAAUAGAAAAAGAGAAAAAUUCAAAGGAGGAGAAAGAGAAAAAUAAAAAGGAGAGGGCAUCCAAGGAGGAGUUUCCUUACGAAAACUAUGAUAUUAAGAACCGUUUUUUAGAUCUAGACAGUAGUCAGCUUAGCGGCUCAGAUGACCACUAUGACCAGUGGAUGACAGACCUUUCUUCUGAAUCUUCAGUCUAUGAAGAAGAUAGUUGGGACAUGCCGGUGAAGGAAUACAAGGAGUGUAAAGCAAUCAACUCUGUUAGGUUGAUUGUAGAGACUAUAAAGGAUGACAGUCGAGACGGAAGGAAAGAGAGUAAGAUAAAAGACAGAAAAACUGAGCACCUUGAAAGACAUAAUGAGAAAGAAGUUGCAUCCAAAAAAAGGGAGAAAGAUGUUUCAGACAAAGUAAGUGAGAAGAAAAAGGAGAUGACAGACAAACAGAGACCAAACUACAGCUAUUUGGAAAAAGAGAAAAAAAAGAAAGAUUCAAUGGAAAAUGUGAAAGAGAAAAGGGAGAAAGAUGCUGUAGACAGCAGCAGGGAAAGAAAAGAUUCUCAUGAAUUUAUGAAGGAGAGAAAAGACUCAAAAACUAAACAAGACGACGUUUUAAAAGAGGACUAUGGGAGUGAAAUUUAUUUCAAAGAUAAACCUGAGAAUGAGGCUGUUAGCAAACUGUCAGAACCCAGAGAGAGAAAUCACUCUGGAAAAGAUAAGGAGAAAAAAGGAGAGGGUUGGGAAAAGGAGAAGAAAGACAAAUCUAAAAGUGAGAAAUACAAAGAGAAGCCCAAAGAAAAAAUCAUUGUGGACCCAGAAAAGGAGAAAAUGGACAAAUGUUCCUCUGAUAGAUCUGCUAAAGAUGUGGAUAGGGGGUUAAAAGAUAAACACAAAGAAUGCCAUAAUAAAGAAAAAGAGCGGAAAGUAGAACAAAUUAAAGACAGGCAUUCUGAUAAAGAAUUUCUGGAAUUUAAAAAAGAAGAGAAAAAACCUGACAAGGUUAGGGAAAAGACCUGGUUUUCCAAAAUUGCCGACAUCUUCACAGAUGAAAGUGAGAAUGAGGAGGAUGUUUGCAGUGGCAGAGCCUUUAAAUUUAGCGAUUCUCUAAAUCAGUUCGACUGUCACCGCAAGGAUCCUACACCUGACAGAGAUGAGAUGGACCUCUCCCAAACCGAAAAACACUCAAAGAUCUCUGCAGAAGAGAAAUCGUUCCCUGUAGAAAAACAAAAAGAGAAGGAUUAUAAAGAUAAGAAAAAGGAUAAAAGCAUCUUUGAUUUUGGGAGAAAGUCAUCUCUGGAUGUACUUAAAGAAAGAAAAGACAAAGAUCCCCUAGACUGUAAGCAUAAGGAUCGCAAGGACAGAGGAUCUUUUGACUCAAAUCAAGAGAAGAAGAACAAGCAAAAACUGUCGGAGAAGAGGCAUUUGAGUGAGGAGAAACCCAAAAAUAAAUAUAAAGACAAGUUGGACAAAGAACACAUGAAAGAUAAGAAGACCUCCAAAGCAAAUGGUGAAAAUGAGAAAUCGCUGUUGGAGAAGCUGGAAGAGGAGGCAUUGAAUGACUACAAAGAUGACUCCAAUGAUAGAAUCAGUGAACUGUCGUCAGAUAGUUUCACAGACGGGGGGCGUGAGCCAGAUCUUAAUCUGUAUGAAUCCUCCAGCAUCAGCUUACAGGACAUAACUGAAGAUAGGAGAGACUCGCUAUCAUUAUCCUAUCCUCAAGAUAAAUUUAAAGAAAAGGAGAGGCACAGGCACUCAUCUUCAUCGUCAUCCAGAAAGAUUCAUGAAAAGGUGAAAAAGGAGAGGACCGAAAAACGAGAAAAGUUUGAUGAAGUUAAAGAUUCAUACAGGCGCAGAGAGAGUCUGCCUUUUGAAAAGGAGUCAAUGCCUUUGGAGGCAGACCCAUUUACAUUUGCUAUUGGAGCUAAACCUGAUGGCGAGGAUCAUUUAGAAAAGACUCUAGAGUUUGAAAAAGAGAUGUCUAAAAAAUGCGAUAAAGGCAGCAGUACCAUCAUCAGCGACAAAAUGAAAGAGAAAAAGAAAAAAGACAGACUUAAGGAUAAAGUGAAAGAAGAGAAACACAAAUAUGUAGAUGGUGUAGCUUCUAAUAAACACUCUAAGGAUGAUCUGAAAUCUGGGCUUAAGGAGAGCAUUCAACUGACUAGUUUGAAUGAAAAGUCUAAAGUAGAGACUGGGAGGUUUGACAUGAAAAACAAAGACAAAUCUAAAGAAAUUCAAGAAAAAGAUUGUAGAAUGGAUUAUGUAAAGCCUAAGGCAAAAGAAGAGAAUACUGACAAGAUAAAUCAAUCUAGAGAUGCAAUUCGAAAUUCAAACCGUCCACGUGAAAAGCUUCUUGUUGAUGGGGACCUCAGAUUGACGAGCUUUGGGAAGAUGCUGAGCCAGAAGGACCAAGAAAUUGAAGAGCGUCAUAAAAGGCACAAGGAACGAAUGAAGCAGAUUGAGAAGUUGAGACACAGAUCCAUAGAUCCAAAACUAAAAGAUAAAGCUAAAUCAAGUGAGGACCUAAGAAAAAACCGCAUUGAUCUGUCUUCUAAAAAAAUUAGUUCUUUGGAGUCUUUGUUAAAAGAAAAGAAGAAAGACGUGGACCCUCAAGCUCAAAUAAUGUCUCCUGAUAGAAAAUCACAGCCUGUCGACAGUCAGAGUUCAAAAAACUGGCUGGCAGGACAUCAUAUGAAGGAAAAUCUUCCUGCUUCUCCAAGGCCAGAUCAAAGCAGGCCAACUGGUGUUCCCACACCCACUUCAGUUAUAUCUUGUCCCAGCUAUGAAGAAAUUAUGCACACUCCACGUACUCCAACAUGCAGUGCAGAUGAUUACCCAGAUCUCUUGUUUGAUAACAUAGACUCAUCUACUAUGACUAAUUCCAUUACGACCUACUCCCCGUCUUUAGUUGACAGGUGCUCCAGUGCAUCACACACCCUUCAGGAAAGCAUCUCCAUAUCUCCCAUAAAGAAUAUUCAGAUGCCUGUUCUCAGCCGGUCAGCAUCUGUAGAUCUCAGGAGAUCUUUGGAUGAGGAAUUCAGACGAGAACCUGAGAAGUUCCUUCGGCAGCAGAGCAUCCCUGCUACUUCUGAAUUCAAGUCAUCAGACUUACUUUCAGUAGAAGAUAAAUCACUGGAUAAACCUGAAUGCUUUUUCCCUCACAUUGGAAUGCAUUCCCCCGGGAUUGAACCAGCCCAGCCAAUAUUGGAUAAUGCUUCAGUUGCAAUCAUUGGCCCAGACAGCAAUGAUCACCUUCCAGAAAGUAUCUCCAACAAUUGUUUGUUGAAGCCCUCAACUCCUAUUCACAGACCUGACCCGCAAGAGCCAUGUUUGCAUAUCGCUGCCUCUCCUGCUCCUGCUGCUGCAGCUUUACCACCUCUGGAUAUUGAUGAGCUAUCAGACCCAUAUCAUCCACUGGCUUUGUCACCACAUUGUGAGCCUAGCCUUCAUCCCACUGAUCUCUGUAAUAGAAGUUACUUCCUAACACAAGUUAUGGAAGACAAAGUUAAUGAUGACGAUGUUGAUGAUGAUGAUGAUGAUGAUGCUGAUGAUGCUGAUGAAAAAGAAGUGGAGAGAAAAAAUGACCAGGUGGAGGUAUCAAAAGGUAAUAUUCACCAGGAGUCAGAGCAUGUAAGAGAAAACCAGUCUUGUGCUCCUUGUCUAGCAGAACCUGUACAGAAGGGCUGGGUUGACUCUUCAGAAAAGAGUUCAGAGGAUGCGGUUUCACUUAUUCCCCCUCAACAUCAAAUAAGCCUUUUGGAAAACUCCAGUGAUCACUCCAUCAGCUGGACAGUGAAUUCUGAUAUGACCAAUAAAUCUCCUCAAAGGCCUUUUUUGGAAUUGUCAUCGGUUUCAAACAUAAUACCCUUCUCACAUUCAGGUGACAACCUGCAACAGUAUCUCUCACAUUCAUUGUCCUCUCUGUCAUCAUCCAUCUUGUCCUACUCUACAUUUCCUGCACCUUACUGCCCAACCCAAGUUUCAGUGUCAGUUUAUGAGAAAAAUAAAGAUACUGUAGAUGAAGUUCUCAUUUCCUCAAAGCCACCAGAUGAAUCCAAAUCAGAUCUGAUUUCCUCCUCCCCAAAACUAGAAUCAUUUUUCACUGACUGCAUAACAUCCCAUGAAGAAAAUCAGCGCCAGGAGAAUUGCUUUAAUAUGGACAGCCCUCCAACCUCUCACAAUUUCAUUGCUGGAAAUAGCAUGGCCCCUUCAGUGACCCAUAAGCCAGUGGUUUCUUGGGCAGACUCUUUUAGUACUGCUGUAGAAGAUUUUUGUGACCUGGUACCCUUCCCUAUGCCACAGUUGCCUUUACAAGACAAAGACGUUCAAGAACCUGUCAUACCGAGGCCCAAGAUGCCUGAUUACAAAGACUCUCCUGCUUGUAUUGCAUCUCUAGCUAAUGAGGAGAAAGAGGAUUUGAGUACAAUGGGGUUGAAUGUACCUGACCUGCCUGAAGCCCCUUGCAGCCCUGGUGAUGUCCCACUCAAUGAUUCUAAACAAAAUACUGUCACACCUUUAGAGAAUGAAACCAGAACAGGCCGAGCCCCUGAGGCUGAUUCUAUUAAUGUAAUGUCAGACAACAUAGAAGUGUUUGCACUUGAUCAGAAAGAGAGUUUAAAGUUAGUAAUUGCCGAUAAUGCGCAUGAAGUGGAACCUGUGUCAAUUCAACCAUCUGCUAUGGAAAUGUCAACAACAUCCUCUGACCAUGAAACCUCUGUAAACUCAAGCAACCAAGAACAGACUAGAACUGUGGAGAUUACUCAGUGUAAUCCUUUGCCUUCUGCUCCUGUGAUAUCAACAGAUACCCAGGAAAAUACAGCUCAUAAGUCAAUUCUGCUUGAGCCCGCUGUCCCAAUGGUAACAGUGGAGGCUCCCAAGAACAUUGAAGAAAUUCCACAAAUAAUAACAAGGAAUCGAGCUCAGAUGCUAGCUAAUCAAAGCAAAUUGAGUACUAGUAUGACAUCAUCCAUGGCAGUUCAAAGCACCAUCAAUGCCACAUCUGUCCCUAACAUCUUGGAAAAGGAGAAAGAGACGAUCAAUAAGGUCACCCCCACCACUCCCACAGCCUCUACCUUGAGCAAAAGCAAAGGCCAAUCUGUGGAUGAAGAAGAUGCUCAGGUGCAGCAUCCACGCAAACGGAAGUUUCCCAGGUCUAGUCAGCAACAAGUGCAGGUCCAGCUGGUCAGCACAACUGUGCAGCAGACAAGGGAGAUGAUUCAACAAACACUGGCUGUGAUUAUCAAUGCCAUUAAGUUGGAUGACAUUGAGCCCUACCAAAGUGACCGGUCCAACCCCUACUUUGAAUAUUUGCAAAUUCGUAAGAAGAUUGAGGAGAAAAGGAAAAUCCUGUGUUAUAUCACUCCACAGGCACCUCAGUGCUAUGCUGAGUAUGUGACCUACACAGGCUCCUACCUGCUGGAUGGAAAGCCUCUCAGCAAGCUACACAUCCCUGUGAUUGCACCACCUCCUUCUUUGUCGGAGCCUUUGAAAGAACUCUUCAGACAGCAGGAGGCAGUGAGAGGAAAGCUAAGACUUCAGCACAGUAUAGAGCGGGAGAAGCUGAUUGUGGCUUGUGAGCAGGAAGUGCUGCGUGUUCACUGCAGAGCUGCAAGGACGAUCGCAAACCAGGCUGUUCCCUUCAGUGCCUGCACCAUGCUUUUGGAUUCAGAGGUCUACAACAUGCCUUCUGAGAGUCAGGGAGAUGAGAACAAGUCCGUGAGAGAUCGUUUCAACACUCGCCAGUUCAUUUCCUGGAUUCAGGAUGUGGGUGACAAAUAUGACCGUAUGAAGACCUGUGUGCUAAUGCGGCAGCAGCACGAGGCAGCCGCCCUCAACGCCGUGCAGAGGAUGGAGUGGCAGCUCAAGGUGCAGGAGCUGGACCCUGCUGGACACAAAGGGCUCUGUGUCAAUGAGGUCCCCUCCUUUUAUGUGCCAAUGGUCGACGUCAAUGACGACUUUGUACUACUGCCGACAUGACAGGAGUGUUCACAGAGCUGUCAAAUAUCACUAUUAAAAAAUAUAUCAGACAAAGCAUCUGGUAAGGGCUAGCCAGUUGGAAAGGAACCUCUUCUCAAAAUGUGUUGUAUAUUUGAUGAAAACAAACUUGCUAAUAAUUUCCUUCCAUAAAAGGAUGACUUUUUUUAAUGGGGGAAAAAAUGCACUUUUACCCUACAAGUUUUUUUUUUUUUUUUUUUUUGUUCCGAGAAGGCAUUAUGGAUUUGCCUGGAGGUAUAGCCCUGAUGUUUGUUUUUUAAGGUGUGUGUGUGUGUGUGUGUGUGUGUGUGUGUGUGUGU
Molecule: messenger RNA, 9141 nt
Organism: Brienomyrus brachyistius
Lineage: Eukaryota; Metazoa; Chordata; Actinopteri; Osteoglossiformes; Mormyridae
Product: ankyrin repeat domain-containing protein 11-like
Exons: 13
Coding region: 440-8824 (2794 amino acids)
Biological process (GO): anatomical structure morphogenesis
Cellular component (GO): nucleus
Molecular function (GO): protein binding
Source: RefSeq, a predicted model, not a curated record